Chinchilla lanigera (long-tailed chinchilla) is the source of this 1040-nucleotide messenger RNA. It is a transcript of the gene C1qb, whose product is annotated as complement component 1, q subcomponent, B chain. Gene Ontology annotation, molecular function: protein binding. The coding region runs from base 132 to 887 and encodes 251 amino acids. Lineage: Eukaryota; Metazoa; Chordata; Mammalia; Rodentia; Chinchillidae. The record is from RefSeq and is a predicted model, not a curated record. The transcript is spliced from 3 exons.
AAGCCCUUCCUGCCUCUGGGGAAUGAAUGUUCUGCUGUAGACGGGUAGCAGCGGCUCCUGGCCCUUGGUCCCAGCACUGCCAGGCAUCACAGGACGCCGGGUUCCCAGGACGCAGCUGAGAUAACGUGGCAAUGAAGACUCCAUGGGGCGAUGUCUCAGUGCUGCUCCUUCUGCUGCUCUUAGCUCUGCUCCAUGUCUCCUGGGCCCAGAGCAGCUGCGCUGGACACACAGCCAUCCCUGGCAUCCCAGGCAUUCCUGGGAUACCCGGCUCUGAUGGCCAACCCGGAACCCCAGGAACAAAAGGAGAGAAAGGGUCCCCAGGGCUAGCUGGAGACCACGGUGAGUUUGGCGAGAAGGGUGACCCAGGGAUUCCCGGGAAUCCAGGAAAAGUCGGCCCCAAGGGCCCUAUUGGCCCUAGAGGUCUCCCUGGGAUCCCUGGAAUCCCUGGUCCCAAGGGUGAAUCAGGAGACUACAAGGCCACACAGAAAGUGGCCUUCUCUGCCUUGAAGACCCUCAGCACUCCCAUAAGACAAAGGCAAGCCAUCCGCUUCGACAAAGUGAUCAUCAAUGUGAACAACAGCUAUGAGCCUCGCAACGGCAAGUUCACGUGCCCAGUGGCGGGUCUCUACUACUUCACCUACCACGCCAGCUCGCGCGGGAACCUGUGCGUGAACCUCAUCCGGGGCCGGGAGCACCCGAAGAAAGUGGUCGCCUUCUGCGACUAUGUCCGAAACACCUUCCAGGUCGCCACAGGCGGUGUGGUCCUCAAGCUGGAGAAGCAGGAGAUGGUCUACCUAGAGGCCACCGCCCAGAGCUCCCUGCUGGGCAUGGAGGGGGCCAACAGCAUCUUCUCAGGUUUCCUCCUCUUCCCAGAUGUGGAUGUGUGACCUGCCAGGCUGAGUCAUGGUCACAUCCCUUCACAGCCACCCAAAGCCUCCCCGGCUGGCCACGCCCACUUUCCCCCCUGCUUGGCCAAGCACAGAUGAGAGCUCUGUGGAUGCUGAGUGAUGAAUGAAUCAAUAAACUCUUGGAAGCCAAAA